Molecule: messenger RNA, 591 nt
Organism: Syngnathoides biaculeatus (alligator pipefish)
Lineage: Eukaryota; Metazoa; Chordata; Actinopteri; Syngnathiformes; Syngnathidae
Product: gonadotropin subunit beta-2-like
Exons: 5
Coding region: 178-591 (137 amino acids)
Biological process (GO): G protein-coupled receptor signaling pathway; ovulation
Cellular component (GO): extracellular region; cytoplasm
Molecular function (GO): hormone activity
Source: RefSeq, a predicted model, not a curated record
AAAAGGGCAUCAAGCCAAAGCCCAAACGGCUCGCGUUCCAGCACCCCCCAGACUGUAUAAAAGUGACCAGGUCAUCCACUAAUGCACAAGACACACACACACAGUAAAUGGUGAACCCCGCCUCUCACCUUGUCAGCUACAAUAUCCUCCAGCCCAUCUGUGACGGUCUGUGGAGUCAUGACCCUUCAGAUGGUGACCUUGUUUUUGGCGGCCUGUGGUGUUUGGUGGAUGAACCCUGCAGUGUCCAAUAUGCUGCCAAGAUGUCACUUGACCCAGCAAAAUGUGAGCCUGGAGAAAGAAGGAUGUCUCUCCUGUCACCUUGUGGAGACGACCAUCUGUUCCGGGUUCUGCGCCACUGAGUACCCGAUCUUCUACGGUUUUCCCAGUGAAGAGCCUCAAGUGUGUAUGUAUGAACACGUGCGCCACCAACAGUUUGAGCUGUCUGACUGCCUUCCAGGCGUCGACCCUGUGGUCAAGUAUCCUGUAGCGCUGAGCUGCAGUUGUGCUGCCUGCUCCAUCCUCACGUCAAACUGUAACGAGGAACCCAAGGAACCCACGAAAGCAGACUUCUGUUCUCAGAUGUCUGCCUAA